AUUUAUACUUCCACAUCAACCAGGUCCACUAGUAAGUACCACGGUGAUUAUGCAACAAAGCAUGCACAGUGACCUGAUCCUCGUAAAUCGUAACGAUCGUCCACCCGGCCCUUUGUUAAUGUGGCUACUGGCAAAAUCGGAUUGUGGCAUCUUGGGAGGGUAUUUAAGUCGCUCACUCAACUAUGUAUUUCCUGUAUUAACCGCUCUCCUUAACUUCAAAGUUCUCAACAGAAAAAUUCUCGACAAUAUGCAAUCUGAGGCACCCGUUCUUAAUAACGCACCACCCGCCAUGAUUCAGCACCCGGGGGCGAUUGCCCAUGCCUCACAGCAUCACCAACCUAAUGUUCAAAUGUUCUAUGUGCCACAGGUUUAUCUUCAUAAUCCAAGCGACUUGUACCCUCCAUUACCACCAUCAAACCAGCCUACCCCAAUUGACACCCUCAUCACGAAUAUCCUCAAACACCGCUCUAAGGAAGUCCCACCUGUACGCAAGGGUCCAAUUACUACUUUACCUGCGGACAUCAUCCUGCACAUCUUCAAGAUGGGCAUUUCCGACGACGACUGUCAAGAAAAGAUCGAUUUUGCGGUCCUGGUUUCGCAUGUCUGUCGCGCUUGGCGUAAUGUUGCUCUCAGCUGCUCGUCGCUUUGGGCGAAUAUCAUUAUCACGCCGGGUAACAUGCAUGACACUAACGGGCAUCCCGCUACCGCAAAUCGAUCACUCCUUUGUGCGCAGGAAUUCGCCUUGCGCUCUAGAGUACUCCCGUUAUCUGUUCGACUCAAACUUCCUAUGACAGUGUCGGGCACAGGCGUAUACCUUGGCACGCGCGUGAUGGUGAUAAUGGAUUGGCUCCGUCUGUUGUUUCCACGCGUCAAGUUCCUUUCGAAUUUGGAGACCUGCGAAAUCGACUUCGGCGCUAAGGCCCAGUGCUUUUUUAAUCGAUUGCUACCGCCAUAUCACUUGCCUUUUGUUUUCCUCACUCACCGGAUCGCAGAAAAGGCAGAAGACAACAUCCGUCCGAAGUUAAAACAGGUUAAACUGUCUGGUUUGCCUAUCUGCUGGCCGAUGUGGUCAUUAACACGGUUGACAUCCCUCUCAAUUAAUUACAUGGCCAUCGAUGAAUGUCCUUCGAUGGAUAUGCUCAGGCUCGUCCUUGAACUGAACAAAGAAACUCUGGAACGGUUCGAGAUCCAAGGUGCCAUUAAUGCAUCUGACGACGCCAGGGAAAAAAUGCCAACCGAAUUACCGAGGCUCACGCAUCUUACCAUUGGUUUUGUAAAGGAGUGGGACGCUAUUUCAUUUUUCUUCACGUUUCACACACCUGCACUGAAGCACCUCAAGCUACGUCACAUCGCUCGCUCGAUUAUUGAUGAUCACUGGCGACGGUUACACGGAUACAGUGCAGUCACUACGGUCAUCCCGAAUCAUGCUUUACAGCUGCCUGAAAACAUCUCUUCUACGGUCCUUUUCGAAGAUCUGCUUUACACACACACCUCGCUGCUUCAACAGAUCGAAUCGCUCGAGCUUCAGGAAAUUUAUGUAAUACCUCUUUUCGACGAUAAAUUCAAGCAUGACAACGAUCCUUUAAAACAAUCGUAUCACUGCCGUGUUGUUUUCGCUUACCGCGUAUUGGCAGCAUGCUCGCAGCUUCGGUGUCUCAUUCUCGCCGAACCCGACCAGUGUUUCCUCGAUGCACUCAACAUCUAUCCCGACGAUACUGAUAAGAGCCGCCCGGUCGCCCCCCCGCUGACUCACCUGUAUAUAUUCUGCGCUGACCAUGACCGCCUAAAGUUAUUUUUGCAGAAAAGGGCAGAAAUCUUGGAGGAGGACGGUUCGCGUAGAUUGGAGCACCUUGGACUGGGGACAAAUGAAGGGCGUCUGGCGGAGGUUAUGCGAUUGGAGAACAUCGACCUCGGAUGUCUUGCGAAGAAAAGCGUCAUAUCUUAAGGCGCGGAGGAUUAAGCGUUCGUUAUCUGAAUCCUGUGCCAUAGUUAUGUUUUUGAAAUGUCACGAAAGAGG
Messenger RNA from Suillus paluster, 2017 nucleotides. RefSeq lists its product as uncharacterized. Lineage: Eukaryota; Fungi; Basidiomycota; Agaricomycetes; Boletales; Suillaceae. The record is from RefSeq and is a predicted model, not a curated record. Gene Ontology annotation, molecular function: protein binding. The coding region runs from base 50 to 1945 and encodes 631 amino acids. The transcript is spliced from 3 exons.